AUGAUCGACCGUGGGGUAAUGAGAUGGUGGGCUGAGUACGAACCCGCAGCAAAGCGCGACUCAUGGGACGACGAUAUAUGGCGGAUCUGGCAGGAAGAACAUGGCGUUAGGAUCGCGAUGAAAGAAGCAGAGGAAGAGGCGGAAAAGAAGGCCGUCGAACGCGAGGGCGAGAGCAAGACGGAUGCAAUGAAGAGGAGGGUGGAUAAGAUUGGUCCGUGGGCGACAAACUCAAAAGAGGCGGCAGAUGCGGAAAUGCGACAGGCUGAGGAUAAGAAGAGGCGGUUGUUGGUGGAGGAGGAGGAGCGGGACAUGAGACAGUUUGAGAAUGCACAGGUGGGUCGUAAUGCCUCUGAGGUUUCGCUGUCCGAGUCGUUUAUGACGAUGCUUGAGCUGUCGAAAGGCGGUGCAGCGUAG
This is a messenger RNA of Bipolaris zeicola 26-R-13, 414 nucleotides long. RefSeq lists its product as uncharacterized. NCBI's taxonomy places the organism in Eukaryota, Fungi, Ascomycota, Dothideomycetes, Pleosporales, Pleosporaceae. The transcript has a single exon. Bases 1 to 414 code for a protein of 137 amino acids. The record is from RefSeq and is a predicted model, not a curated record.